AUUAAUUCGCCAAUAACCUGAAAAAAAGGUUUGAUAACGUUAAUAAUGGUUGUCAAGCGCGUCGGGAAUGAUAUGCGUGCUUCCCGGAUCGGGAGACGGCUGAAAUGAGCUCCCCUUUGCUCCCAGACGCGUAUCAAUUUUAUCAAAGUUAUCGGGCAGGAGGGAUACGUCGGUGGUGCCUGGUACGGCGCACGACCCGCCAGGAUUAUUCACCUGCGGAAUUAACUUUCGGGGACUUAUGUACUAUCUACUACAUAAGGGGGGCGACAAUCAUAAUAAGCUCUAAUCAAUUCAAGGCCUUACAAAUAUUCAAUCAAUUAUAUGCAAAAUAGAAUUAGUAACAAGCAUUUCAAUUAUUUCGAAUUUUCGUACAUUGUCAAUAAUCUAUGCUAUUUCAAUUUUUAAUCAACAAUAAUAUUUAAGCUACCUAAGCAUUAAUCUAUUCUAAAAUUUACACACUAAAUAUUAAUCUAUCCUAAAAUUAAGAAACAUAAUCCUAUUUUAUUUACUAAUAAUCAACACAAACACACUCCAAUUAUUAUAAUAUUGUAUGUAAUAUCUAAUAUAAAAAUGUCAGUAGUAGCAAACACAAUACACACUAAUUACAUAAACAAAACAAAAUAUCCAGUCAAGCAUUACCUAUGGUGGUACAUGGCAGGUGGUGUCACUGAACCGUAACAAAGCACCUGCAGCCACCCCACUAUGUCCCUAUCACAAAAUUACACACACUACCUCUAGCUAGCCACACUACAGAACAUUAAAAACAAAAUUCUCACAGAAACAGUUACAAGCAGACAGUGAGCCAACCAAACGCAUAGAGACGGUUGUUUGAUCAAUACUUGAUGUCAUACAAACCAGUGCAAAGCCACAAUAAUGUGUUGCUGUUGUGUACAAGUGAUAUUUUGCAGCAAAAAUUAAAUUCAAAUCCAAAAUGUCUGAGAUGGGCUUUGAGAAUGUGUUCUAUUUAGAGAACUUUGAGUGCGCCGGCGACGAAGUUCUGGUGGAGUCGUCGCCGCCUGCCUCGCCCGACAUGGCAGCGCGACUUGCGGCUCCUACCAGGUAUCUAAGGAAGUGCUUAUCGUUUAAUUUCCUCUUUGAUUACACAACGCGUUUGCCGGUGCUGCGACACAACACUGAAACUUCAUGUUGCCUUAACCACAAGAAAUACGAGAUACCAUCAAGAUCUCUGUACCUGUCUUUCUAUUACGGCGGUGGCGCGGGCGGCGGUGCCUCGCCGAGCUCCGUGCGUGACCUCAUCGUCAUACCGGAAAUAGCCGACUCCAUGCAUUUGCAGCACGCCAUGCAACAGGUGUCGAGCACGGUGGUGGAGGUGAACGGCGACAGUUCUGGACACUCCAGCCCCACGACCGACGGCCAGCACACCUACAUCACGGUGUCUAGUGAGUUGCAAGGCGCAUGGAACCAACCGCAUUUCCUUGUCAAGAAAGAAGACCACAGUGACCAAGAAAGUGAGGGCGGCAAUGGUGUCAACUAUCACGUGCAAUAUGUCACCGAGCCGCAGGAGAUCUACACACAAGGACAUCCGCAUAUGGAUCCGCUCCGCACAUACCCUGUGUACGGAGUGACGACUGUGGCCAAUGGUACCAGUGCUGAAGGCACGUCUGCUGACAACGGCUGGGGAGGGGCCUCGUCUGCCGAGUACACUGCUUAUGGAGUUGUGGUGGCGGGCGACGAGGCGGAGGCGCCGGCGUCCCCCGCGACGCCGGGCGGCGCCCCGCAGCCGCCGCGCAUGCCGCCCGCCACCGUGCAGUGGCUGCUCGACCACUACGAGACCGCAGACGGUGUGUCGCUGCCCCGGUCAACGUUGUACGCGCACUACCUUCGCCACUGCGCCACGCAUCGCCUCGAACCAGUCAACGCGGCUUCCUUCGGCAAACUGAUCAGAUCAGUCUUCCUAGGCUUACGUACCCGGAGACUAGGUACUAGGGGAAACUCAAAGUACCACUACUAUGGGAUCAGAGCCAAACCCGGCGUGGAACAGCAACCCAUCGAGCCACAAGACGAAAUAAGUGACCAACACGAUAAUGUCGAUGACAAAACCGACGUGCUCGACCAUCAGGAGGGCAGGUCUCGCGACCGGUCCCGCGACUCGUCGAGCAGCCCGGGCCACGUGCACCGCCAGUACAUGGGCACGGUGUCCCCGCCCGACCCGCCGCCGCUCAACAUACACCCGCUGCCUGAAGACGUGUCGCCUGAUGCCUUGAAUGCGCUCAGGAGGCAUCAUAGGGAGCACGGCGCGGAGUUCCUGGAGGCGGUGGCGGCGCUGGACACGGGCGCGGUGGAGCGGGCGCGGCGCGCCUUCUGGCGGCGGCCGGCGCGCGGCCUGUGUCGCCGCGACCUGUGGCGCCUGGCCGCGCGCCGCGACGUGGCGGCCUGGCUGCGGACUGCAGAGCUGCAGCUCUACCAGCGCGCCGUCGAGCUACUGCUGCCCGACGUACUGCGCCCCAUCCCGCCGCAACUCACACAAGCCAUCCGCAACUUCGCGAAGAGCCUGGAGGCGGCGCUGGCGGCCGGCGCGGGCGGCGCUCCCUUGGCGGCCGGGCGCGCGCAGACCGCCGCCGCCGCCGCGCUCGCCGCCGCGCUGCGCCGGUACACCUCGCUCAACCAUCUCGCGCAGGCCGCGCGGGCCGUGCUCAACAACCACCACCAGAUACACCAGAUGCUAGCGGACUUGAACCGCGUGGACUUCCGCGUGGUCCGCGAGCAGGCGGCCUGGGCCUGCUCGUGUGGCAGCGCCGCCACCGCGCACAAACUGGAGGCCGACUUCAAGGCCACGCUGGGUCGCGGCGCGUCCCUGGAGCAGUGGGCGGGGUGGCUGGAGACGUGCGUGGGGUCCGCGCUGGCCCCCCACGAGCGCCGCCCCGACUACACGGCGCGCGCCCGCCGGCUGUUGCUGGACUGGUCCUUCUACUCCUCGCUCGUCAUCAGGGAGCUCACUCUCAGGUCGGCGGCGUCGUUCGGUUCGUUCCACCUGAUCCGGCUGUUGUACGACGAGUACGUGUCGUACCUCAUCGAGCGCCGCGUCGCCGCGCACCACAACGCGCCGCCCAUCGCCGUCAUGCAGCGCGCAUUCGAGCAAGAAGAAGAAGAUGUGCCCGAGGAACAGCCUCGCGCUGAGCCGGAGGACGACGAGCAGGACUGGGAGUGGGACGACGACGAGGAGGAGGAUGACGAGCCUACUGACAUCAAGAAACAGAAGAUGGCCGCCGAGUGAGCCGGGUUUACUUACGCAUUGUAUUUUACACCGGCUGUAGGUGCCUGAAAUAAACGUAAAGGAACGAGGGACAUACAAACCUAUGUUUUGUAGAUAAACCAGCAUAUUACACUACCCCUGUUUUUGCUCACUUAAUGAGAUUCUGUUUGUCCAAGCAAGUAUAGUGAUUAUACUAGUACUGAACUUAUGUGCAGUUCUUUAUAUGUAACUGAUGAGUCAUAUUUUGUUUUGUUGCUUGGAAUUUCGCCUGACAGGAUAUUAUAUUAAAUAUCGUUAAUUACGUUUGUCGUAUGUCUUGAAUGUCUUGAAUGUAAGUUCCCUGUAUGUAAAGUCCCCUGUAGAAAAUAAUUUGCAAUGCUUAACAAAUUUAGUUUAUUGUGUGUCCCUCGUUUCUUUUUUAAUGUUCAUAUAUGCAUUGAAAAAAAUAUCUUUUAAAAUUAAAUAGUAAAAUGUUUUGCAGACAAGAUUACUAUAAAAUAAGCUGUCAUCUAUUGUUGUCAUUAUGGAAAAUGUUAUUAAAACUAAAAUGUAUUUGAUCCUAAUGGCAAAUGGAACCAAGGGGCCUGAGGGCGUUGUGAAUAUUUGUAUAAAAAUAUUUUCUAGUAACAUAGUAAUUGAUCAAGGAUAUCACACCUUGCCAUAUAACCAAUCUUCGUAUAAAAAUAAGUAGCUAAAUGUUUAGCUGAAAUUCGAGAAUUGCUGGAUCAAAUCAGCAUGUAUUUCUAAAUACAUUUGAAGUUCAGCAAAUGGUUCUGAAGAUAAUAUCAGUCAAGGCAGCGUUUCGUUGAAAGUCAAAAAUUAAUGAUGAUGUAUGUAUUGUAUACCUAUUUAUUCAAAAAUACUUCGUGACCUUUCAUAUGCGGUAGAUAGCCAACUGUAUUUAAAUAUAUCUUUCUAGAUAUAAAAAUAUACGUGAUUCUAUAACGUAUUUGAGUGUCGACACUUCAAAUCUUGACAUUAAUUACAUGUUGAUGCAUUUUUUACGACAUUUGUAAUAAUUCUAUAUCCAAUCGAUCUGUUGAAUAUUUCUCGAGUAUAACAAAGACUCAAUAAACAACCGGUAUUGCCUUUAUAGUGCAAUUAAAUUUAUAUUUGUAAGAAGUUUCAUAAACCUAGUAAUAUUGUAUUAGUUACUACUGUUAUGGUAUAUCUGUUGUGGGUAAUAUGAGCCGUUUUUAACGUGGUUUCAAUCGACGUUUCUAGAAAAAACUAUUUCCACUUACACCGCGCUGUUCUAGAAGUAUCUAGAAUGAUGCAAUGAACGACAUUGGUGUAUAUAAUUACUAAAAAUAACCAGAAAGCAUGUAGCAGCUAAUUUUAUCAAUAAUUUGGUAAUUGGUACCAAUAAAUUGAUCGUGUACAUAGAGAACUUUAAAAAUACAUAAAGCCCUAGCACACGCAGUUUAAAAGUAACAUGUAUUAUAUUUUAUUCGAUGUAAAUGUUGAUAUAUCCAUUAAAUGUAGGAUACUGUCCAAGCACAAACUUAGUUUUCUAAUGCACAUGUCGUAUAUAAUUGUGUGAAAUGUAUGGAUAUUUCUUUUAGAACAAUAGUAUUCAUAUUUUAAACGUACCUACGCAUUUUGUCGUAAAAUAUUAAUCGGGAGAUCACUUAUAUCUUUUAAGCAGGCUCUUUUGAAAUGUCAGUGUUUUUGCGGGCUGGCAACAUUAUUUGUCGAUGAAUUGUGUGUAUAAUCUGUGUAAAUAAAUUGCCUAGUGUGCGGGAAAAUGAAGAAGGGGAUGUAAUAUUAAAGUUCUAUUAUAUUUUCGUAACUUUAAACUAUUUAAAGAUGUAUUUAUUCCAUAAUUUUACAGUUUUUAGAAACAUUCACAUAGAUGAAAGCUAAGUCAUCAUUUCUCUUCAUUGCGUAUUGUAAUUACACUGAGUAAUUAUUAUUAAUAUAUGUUUACUUUAAAUAUCCUUAGUUCCUCUUAUAGAAUUAUGUAAUAUACUAAACAUGUAAUUACUAUUUAAACUUAGUGGUAAGAAUUUUGGUCACCCAGAACCAAAGCUUUUACAUUGCCAGAGUAAAAAAUAUCGAGAGAAAAGCGUGUAUAUAUUUAGAGAUGUUUUAAGUUCUUAUUUAAGAAAUAUGUAAUGUUUAAUUAAGUGUACCAAAGAUGUUAUACAUGAACUUGCUCAUACAUUAAACAAGCCCACAUGAGAUGGGCUUUUUUGGAAUUUGUCAAAAUCACUUGCAUUUAUGUUUUAAAUGUCUGUGUUUAUACUUCUUUCCUAUUUAUCGAGUUCCCUUGCAAAGUAUUUAAUGUUUAUCUGACCCAUUUGCAAAAAAAUAUAAAUGUUACCUUUCUAAGGCCUAAGUCACUAAGUUUACGUUAGUGAAUGUUGUUUAAAUAUAAGUAUGUUUAAGUAGUAUACGAGAUACACUAUAUUUCGGUAUUACCAAAGUACGUUGCAAUUUCAUAGGAUAAAAUUUUCAAUCAGGAUUUUGUAGACAAUAGAUUUGUCGUGUUUGUAGUUUAAUUGUAUUUAUUACAAAUAUCAUAUAAUUAUGAGAGCUGCAUUAUAAUAAUUCUUUUGUAAAAGAUUUCCUAAGCCAGUAUAAUAAGCUCACGCCAUGUAGUCUUAUUUUAUAUCUAUAUCUAUCAAUAGAAGACAAUAUUUUACUAAAAGUUUCAAGCUUCACUUACCCGAGUAGGUAUAUUUUGUAACAUUUUAUAAAUCAAUAAAUGUUCAAUUCAGAUGUCGACUGCCUUGAAGGUUGCCUUACGAUACAUACCUCCGAUUGCUACGUUAUUUGGUAUACUUGCGCUAUAGGUUGUGUUGCACAGCAAAUAAAUAUAACGAGAUGUUGUGAUCCGUUUCGAUUUAGUGAGUAACUAUGUGGAACUGUCCAUUCGAAGUGUAACUUAGCUGAGAGGAGUAUAUUUAACGAUCGAGUGACAAUAGUACUGCGCCGGCCGGUCCCAUGUCUGUAGAAACCCCGGCCGCCACUCCAGUGCCUGAAUAUCUUAAAGUUUUAAAAGAAAUAGUUUAUUUAAAAAAGUAUAAAGUAGACAUAAACAACCAUCAAAAUGCCUUUAUCGGUUAGUAAAGUAUUUCCACAAACAUAUUUAAAGUUAUUUUAGUCGUUUAUUAUCGAAAAUGUUGAUUCAUAUUUUUGCAUUAUGUAUAUCGCGGAAUUGCACAUUAAAAUUAGUCGAUGUAUAUUGUCAGUGUGAAGACCACUCGAGCGGGUGCCAUAUUUGGCGCGAAUCUCUCGAGUUGUGUUCACAAGUAAAUGUUUGUACUUAAUGAAGACCAUUUAUGUAAUCGUUAGAUGUUAAGAUAUCUGUAAUGAGUGUCUUGAUUAUACAGGCGGACUGUAGCUAAAGUACUUGUUAAAUAACUCUAUUCAUUAGCAUUCCCAUACAAAUACCCACAUAUCUAUUGUAGUUAGUUAACUUUUACAUGAGCAUUCAAAUGGAGAGUCUAGGAUUAAUAUUUGCAUAUUGAAUUGAUUUUCACUAUCUACGUAGAGUUGGGAUACAUGUUCGUCAGAGCGAAGACUUACUUGGACAAUAUACGGAGUAUUAUUUUCAAAAUUGUCAAUUGAACGUUAAAAUGUUUAGCUACAGUAGUUAGUCUGACCAUGAGCUUAACAUUUUAUACCGAUUUAGAUAAGGGUCUAUUGAUUUGUUCUAUUAUCAGAUGUUUAAAAUUGUGCAACGAAUUCUUUGGGCUGCAUUCCUGUUGACACCUGGGGAAUAUUUUCAUCGAGUUAUCAAAUUAUUUGAACGACCCUGUAACUCACAUUGGUGUGUGUAUACUUGUAGUAAAGAUAUAUUGGACUAGAACUUUCUUGUAUGUUCGUGUCGUGCUACGUUUGUCUAGUCAUGACUGCAGGAGUGCGCCCACUACCUAUGGAGCGACGUUAGGAUAGGACGUGAUUAUUUAAUUGUUGUAAUAAUUAUAUUAUGACUGUAGCGAGGGACUCUGACGUUUGUAUGAACCUUGGGAUGAUUAUGUGUCUGAGAAUAAAGCUAGUCAUGUGUUUA
Messenger RNA from Spodoptera frugiperda (fall armyworm), 7232 nucleotides. RefSeq names its product DNA-binding protein RFX2 (gene Rfx). The transcript has 17 exons. NCBI's taxonomy places the organism in Eukaryota, Metazoa, Arthropoda, Insecta, Lepidoptera, Noctuidae. Bases 932 to 3235 code for a protein of 767 amino acids. Gene Ontology annotation, molecular function: RNA polymerase II cis-regulatory region sequence-specific DNA binding; DNA-binding transcription factor activity, RNA polymerase II-specific. The record is from RefSeq and is a predicted model, not a curated record. Gene Ontology annotation, biological process: regulation of transcription by RNA polymerase II.